AUGGAGGAGAGCAGGAGAGCCCACAUUGCUGUUGUUGGCUGGGCAUGCACAACCUUGUGUUUGGUCUCCUAUGUGGCCGCCUUCUCACACGGUGCAAGCCUUUCUGCCUGCACCGACAUGAUGCCCAGGCACCUGAGAGCACAGCUGCACAGCCCAAACAACUACGUUACUGUCCACACCAACAUGUCCUUCUACUUCCCAGGCGACAAGGUUCCAGUGACAGUGAGGAGCACUAGGGAUUUUAUGGGCUUUUUGCUUCAAGCUCGCAAAGUGUCUAAUGAUGAAAUUGCUGGCACAUUCAUCUUCAUCCCUCCUGGUUCCAAGCUGCUGACUUGUUUUGAAGAUGGUGACACCGUCACCCACUCAGACAAGUCACUGAAGAGAAACCUGUCCUUUGUAUGGAAAGCACCAGACCAACCCAUUGGAGACAUCAAGUUUUUCAUCUCUGUAGUCCAGUCGUACUUUGUUUACUGGGCAAAGAUUGAAUCUGCUGUUGUGGCUCAGCGAGGGCAAAACAAAAUGCCUGCUGGCAGUGGCAAGAAGCCAGACUCUGUAACUCCUGCAUCUCCUGCAACUCCGUCGCAGGGACCAGCUGACACACACCCCACAGCUCCCACCUCUCCCGCGGCUGCCACCGGCUUCCCGCUGCACACCACCCUGCCUCCUGCCAACACCACCAGCACUGCAGCAGCGCCGGUACCGGAGCCAGGAUUUGGUUCUGGGUCAGAUGCCCAGCCCAUUGCUGAGCCGAAGCAGCUGGCCCGGCCCUCGCGGGCUGUGUCCGGUGGGAGCAGUGGGUCCAGCAGCCAGCGGUUGGAGCCGUCUCUCCCCACCCGAGACCCUGGCACUGCGGCUGCCAGACAAGAUCUCCUCUCCCAGGACAAUGCCUCCAGCUACAGCACUUCCAAUGGGGCAGGAAGCACUGCCAGCGCUGCCACGCCACGCUUGUGUUUGAUGUGUAAAGAAGACAGGCAGACCAAUACCAAGAGUGGGGCCAUCUUGGAAGCCUCCCCACGUGUGACAGCAUCUCCUUCUGCCCCACACAUACACACUCACCUGGGUGAUGCUGCUGUGACAACAGCCUGGUUUGACGAUACUGAUGCUGCCAGCAAUUUGUCAUCGGCUUCAAGGCAAAUGGCAGAGAGAAAGCUGGCACUGCAGCCAGAGGAGGCAGGCGCCAGGGGCAACGAGGAGGAGGAGGAGGAGCAAGUGGUUGGGAAUACCCUGCCAUGGGUGACCAGACCAGCUCCCGAGUCUGCUGUUCCGGGGAAGGGGGAAGACCCUGGCAGAGGGACCCGGCUCCUAGCAGCCCAGCUCGGCAUCCUCCUGGUCUGCACUGCCGCCCUGGGCCUGGCGCUGGCAGCUGCCCUGCGCUGUGUCUGUGCCCAGCACUGCCACAAGCGGACGGAGGUCUCCUUCAGUGAGCCAGACCCCAAUGUCAUCACUGUCAGGGAAAACGGGGAGGUGAUGCACUUCCGAAAGAUCCGGGAGAACAGCUUCGUGCUGGUGCAAGCCGAGUACAACUGGGUCAGCCCCUCAAGCAGCGGGAAGAAGACAAUCAUCUGAACAUCUGCAACGCCAAAAGCAGAGCUUCAGCGGCCGGUGUAGGUGAAAAUAGCCCAUGCUGCACAGCACAGGUUAUAGGAAGCAGUGGUGUAGUUCCUUUAUGUGCUGCCGUAGAGGUAGACAAACUUGAAGCAG
Messenger RNA from Strigops habroptila (Kakapo), 1701 nucleotides. RefSeq names its product reeler domain containing 1 (gene REELD1). Lineage: Eukaryota; Metazoa; Chordata; Aves; Psittaciformes; Psittacidae. Gene Ontology annotation, molecular function: oxidoreductase activity, acting on metal ions. Bases 1 to 1566 code for a protein of 521 amino acids. The transcript has 6 exons. The record is from RefSeq and is a predicted model, not a curated record.